Penicillium crustosum is the source of this 966-nucleotide messenger RNA. RefSeq lists its product as uncharacterized. The record is from RefSeq and is a predicted model, not a curated record. Lineage: Eukaryota; Fungi; Ascomycota; Eurotiomycetes; Eurotiales; Aspergillaceae. Bases 1 to 966 code for a protein of 321 amino acids. The transcript has 4 exons.
AUGUCCAACGAGAAUAUUUCGACGGCCAUGUCAUCCAGCAUAGCGGUUCUCUUACCGCCGCUCUUACCUGUCACCGAUAAUGAUCAUGGCGCUUGGGUUAUCACCGUGAGCACUAUUCUACUUAUUAUCACCAUUCUCGCGACAACAGUGACCUUGAUAUCUCGCAUUCGUGUUUUGCGCAAAAUUUCCUGGAGCGAUUCAACUCUAUUUCUCAGUUGUAUCAUAUUUAUUCCUCAGACUGUUUGUGUGAAUGUAGCCAGUUCCCAUGGUAUUGGUAAGCAUCGAUAUGCAUUGAGCAAUGCCUCAUUUGAAAAGUAUAGCCAGACACUCUUCGCUAGUCAUCUUCUCGCCGUUCUCGUCUUAGGGUGCUCCAAGGCCGCCGUUGCACUUCUCGUCCUGUCAUUGCAACCCUUUGAAAAAAUAACGCUUGCAUGCAAGGUUGUUUUGGGCUUGAUCAGUACCUGGGCCCUAGCUGCACUCAUAGCGCUCGGAAAACAGUGCAAUGAACCACAACCGUGGAACUCCAGCCCCGAGCGAUGUGUGAAUCAACAAGUUCUAUAUAUCGCGUUGGGAAGCAUACACAUGUUAUUAGAUGUAGUAAUUAUUGGACUGCCAGUUGCUCUACUACAUCAAGUCCAGAUAAUACGGUGGAAACGCCACCAAAUCUCUGCCCUGUUCGCGACGCGGAUCCUCGUUCUAGCUCUCACCAUUGCUGGUCUACGAUCCCUCCCACCACUCUAUAAUUCCAAACCUCUAGAUGAAACAUGGAAUGCCCUCAUGCCAGCCAUCUGGCUACAAUUAAUCCUCAGCUCCUCAAUUCUCUGCACCUGCAUCCCGGCCCUCAAACGUGUCCUCGCCGAGCUCCAGACAGGCAUGAUGGCCGGUGUGGUUUCGGACUUUUUUGAGAAUUCCGUUUCGGGUCACACCAACUCAGGAGAUCGAUCAACAUCCAAAUUAAUUGUUUAG